This is a messenger RNA of Nematostella vectensis (starlet sea anemone), 4732 nucleotides long. RefSeq lists its product as uncharacterized. The transcript has 12 exons. Bases 138 to 4184 code for a protein of 1348 amino acids. Lineage: Eukaryota; Metazoa; Cnidaria; Anthozoa; Actiniaria; Edwardsiidae. The record is from RefSeq and is a predicted model, not a curated record.
UGACAAGCCGAUCACCCGUGCACUACUUUACGUAAUUAAUAAAUCAACAAAAGAAAAAGGCGAAAAACUAUUUGCCUCUUAUCUGAUUUAAGGGCUUUGGAAAAAAUGUUUUGAAAAUCAAGAAAUGAGGAAAGGCGAUGAGAGUUUAUAACUUGAUUACCAUAUUGUCUGUCGUGUUAGCGACGCAGACACUGGGUUUAGAGGGACGUAAAAGACAUCACCGUCAUCACCACAAGACAAAACACAGUCCACAUCACAAGAGGAGAUUAGAAAAAUCAAAAGGAUUAGUUCCAUUAAGUCGUGAUAAAAUCGAGUGGGGAAAUCUUGGACAAAAAUUCACGGAGAAUCAGUUGACGUACAAGGCGAAUAAAGUCGCCAAAGUCUACAAGAAUCCAUUUCUUAGAAAUGAAGUGAUACAUAAGAAGGGAAGAACAGCGUGGAAGCGCUCUGAAGGCGAGUAUGGUAAAGGUGAACACAAGGGGAGUGUUGGACUUGAACGGAAGGUCCCACAAAGGGGAUCUAAGAAGGAGAAGAUCCACCACAAGUCCAGAUCCAAGAAGUAUGAACUCGGUUAUCCCACUAUGCAAACAUCACAAAGCCAAAGUCAAGGUUAUGGCUUAGGCUAUGCUGGCAAUCCAAUGGCUCAGCUAAUGAGCCAACAGGUCACGGCUUAUCAGCCGAUGGGUAGCCCGGGAGUGUCUGCGUACGCCAGUAGUAACGGUGGACAGGGGGCGGAUGAGCAGGGGGUGUUACAAGAGCUGGCUGCGCAACAGAAGAGUACCACUGAUCUUGGAGGUCAGCAAGAUUACCAAGGGAGUCAAUCUGCGGAACAGAGCUCACCUUUUCAAGGAGAUCAAACAGCGUCAUAUCAAGGCAGUGAGGAUCAAUCGAGCUAUCAAGGAAGCGAGGCCGGUUCCCAAACAGCUGACCAGGGUAGGGAUUCUGGAGAGCAGACAACAGCGUACCAAGGGGUACAAACAGGGGAACAAACAGCCGCCUAUCAGGGGAACGAGGCAGGCGACCAGACAACGGCCUACCAAGGGGGCCUGGCAGGGGAUCAGACGGCAGCUUACCAGGGGGCGGAGGGUGGGGAUCAGUCCGAUUCCUACCAAGGUCAAACUAGCCAAGGUUUCGGACAAGCAAGCGACCUUAGCAGAUACCAGAGCGAAGACACAGCGUCCCAGCCACAGCAGGGCGAUGGCCAAGUCGGGGUCCUACAGCAAGGGGAACAAGGCGUGGGCCUGCGGCUACCAGGAGGAGAUGAGGGAGGGGUGCAGACAGGAGACGCACAGACGGGCCAGGAGCAGGGUGGUAUGGUGGAACAAGGGGUCGGAAACCAGGGAGGAGAGGAGCAGCAAAACCCGGAUGUACAGACAGCGGUUAUGCAAGGAAAUGACCAAAGCACUGCUAUGCUUCAAGGCGAACAGACCAACAGCGUACAACAAGACCAAACGAGCUCGUACCAGCAACUGGGUGACCAAGGGGGAAUGGGAGGGGGAGCAACGAACGGCGCUCCUUCAGGCAUAGACGGAGGGUCAAUCGCGAACCUUUUAGGGGGAGGGGGUGGUCAGGACGGUCAUGACGCAGACACGACGAAGCUUAUAAGUGACAGUCAAGGUAUCACGAGCUCAGAUGCUGCGCAAUUGGCGAGCGCUAUAGCGAAUGCGAACAAAGGGCUUACCACAAACGACGAGAGUCAGGCCAGUUUAUCCAAACUUGCUAGCAGCAGCAGCUUAAGCUCACUUAGCUAUACUGGUGGCCAGUCCAACGAAGGCUCCUUCUCGAUGGACUCGCAGCGUCACGCAGCUGAAAUGAUCGGAGAUAAUAAUCAGGGAGGCUACGAGACAAGUCCUGGAAUACCGUCAUACAACAGUCAAAACGGACUCAACAUGGACGAUACAACACAGUUAAACGACGCAGAGGACCAAAGUCCCCUAGGUUACCUAGGUGAUAUGACUCACCAUCACCACCGUCAUCACUAUAACAUCGGCGGUAUAGGGACCUGGGGCGAGGACAGUGACGACGUGCACCACGUGACGCACAUAGGGAGACUUCCGCACCUUAGACUAUCGGAAGCAAGAUAUUGCGCAGGCUGCCCUCGACAUGCGAGCUGCGUCGAUAAAGUGUGCAUCAUUAAUGACGAUGCUCCGCUGGCCAAAAUACUGGCGGCACUCUCAGGCACAGAAAACGAAACGGACGACUGUAACGGUUGUCACCACAAUGCAAAGUGCAUAAAGAAGGAGUGUAUCUGCAAGGCAGGCUUCUCCGGGGAUGGGACCACGUGCAGAGUUGACAACUGCGUGAAUGGCUGUAGCAAACACGGUAAAUGCAUCCGGGGAUUCUGCAUUUGCGACCACUCCCAUUAUUUCAACGGAGCUGAGUGUGCACCUUAUAAAAUAUCCCACCGGCCCUGCCCAGAGGCUUGCGCGAAGAGAUGUACAGACGACUGUCCGGAUAAAUGCUGCAAAGUCCAAGAUGCGACAAAGCCAAGCAAGGAAGAAAACUCCUCGAAGCCUACAAAUAAAGGAGGCUCUUCAAAUAAGGAAGUUUCAACCUUCUUUCUCAAGCCAACGGGACAUGCAAACCACGAUGCCUCUACCUCACCAGAACACCAUGGAAAACAAGAUGAACCCAUUUCACAUCAAGGAAACCAUACGGUAGUUCCACCACAGCAGGCGCACUCGACGGAGGAUUCAAAACCCAGUCAAGACGUGAAGCCUUCUCCAGACUCAAAACCAGCCACAAAGCCGAGCACAGAUAGCAAGACACCGAGCGCUGCAGUAGCUUCUAAUUCUGAUUCUAAAGCAUGUCCGGUCGAGUGCAUGACUGGACAGUGCGGAAAAUCCUGUCCGGCUCAUUGCUGCCUUGGACCGGGAAAAUCCAUGUCUAGUAAACAGUUGGAGAUUUUGAAGACCUUUGCGAGGAAGUUCUGUCCUGAGUCAUGCCGUACAAAAUGCACGAACUCGUGUCCGCCCAUCUGCUGUGAUAGUCGUUCGUUGAUUUCAUUGCUGCAAAGCGCGGCCGGAGGCUCAGAGGUCGACGUAACAAAAACCGAGGAUCUGUUUCGCAACGCGAUGAGCUGGUUCGGCAUGAUGAACUUCCUCAACAUGAUGUACAACAUGAAUCCGGCGGCGCGUGCGCAGUACGCAAGCUCUAUAGGCGCGCAUGUGCACAACGAUGCACUAACAAAUACGCCCGUGCAGACCCCUGGUACGCCCGUGCAAUAUGCGAGCGGACCCGCGGAGCAUAGAACGGCAGAGUAUGAGACAAAUAAUGUUACAUCAGCAGCGCAUGCGCAAACUGCUGACUCGCAUGAUCAAAACGCGGGCGCACCUGAGACGCACCAUUCAGGAGAGCAUGCGAAGAGUUCAGACACAACUGCUAAACCCACAGUGAAAUCCAGUGAAACUGUUCCACAUGCUGUCACAACCAAACCGACGGUCGGUAGGUCUACCACUCCUUGCCCCGCUGCAUGCCGGGUAGAAUGCACACCGUCCUGUGAGCUGCACUGCUGUGCGCCAGCGCAUGACACGUACCAACGCAUCUAUCCACAGGUGCACGCAAGGAGCCGCAUGGUCUCUUGUCCUGCAAAAUGUGCUUCGCAGUGCGACAAAUCUUGUCCUUCAGAAUGCUGCUCGCGUGCAAAGGGAGCAUUAUGUUCUGAGGAUUGCGAGAUACACUGCACACCAGCAUGCGUACGUGCAGAAUGCUGUGGCAACAAAAGCGCGAAAAGCCACGAAGACUCUACGAAGGCUUCCGAAACUUCCUCGAAGGGAAAGUUAGUAUCUUCAAAGCUUCACGAAGUUACAGCAACGGGAAAGUCGAGCAAACCCGAGAUAAAGGCUAGCACCAAGCGAGAGUGCCCUAACGGAUGUCCAACAUCGUGUUAUCCAAGCUGUAACAAGGGUUGCUGUUCCGGCUCGGAGAAGUCCUUCAAGCAGCAAGAAACAUCCAAAUAUGGCGAAUAUGUCGUUAGCAUCCGCUGCCCUGUGGAGUGCAGGCCCUACAAUUGUCUCUCGUACUGCCACCACGAAUGCUGCCUUAGAGACAAUACCCCGUUUAUACACUUGAAAUCGAAAAUAAGUAGUAGUAGUGGAAGUAAAGAGACCGCUGCGCCAAACACGGAAUCCGCAAGGAAAGCAGACGCUAUUGCUAGAUAUAAUGAUUUCCAUUUGAAAGGCUGAUUAGGACAAGACAAUUUAGUGGUAUGCAACUCGCCCGCAACACCUCUACAACUCGAGUCGUGGAGUGUAAAUCAGCCUACGACCUUGCUACGAUGCUCGGCUACGAAAGUCGUUGUUUGUAAUUCAGGGCUAAGAUAUGUCGUAGGCAAGUCGCAUACAACUCAAUCGUGAUUUCUAAAUCAGCCUUUAAAGGUCUUUUCCCACAAGGCGUAAAAUGCUUACCCGCGUGUAAAACCAGCGCGAAUGGGCGCUAGCAGUGAACAAAGCAGUCUAUAAAGAGAGCGAUAUGGUUUCCCCCUUUCUCUUCUACGCGGAUCACCGACUGAUCACCGAUUGAUCACCGAUUGAUUUAGGCAAGUAAGCCUACUUCUUCGCCUACUUCGCCCAUUGUUUUUCUUCACUAGUGAGAAACCGGCUUAUCGUCUUUAAUGUGUGGGCAUUCCAAGACUGAAUAUCUUUAUGUUCCACAUACAAAACGCAGUUAAUCACAACUGAAAAGGACUUGUAUCCAGUGAAACCGUAGGAAAUAAAAUAUACAAUUAUGCAAA